AGGGGGCGGCGCUUAUUGCGGCCUUUAGAAAAAAAAAACCCUCAAGCCAUCUAGAUUUUUUCAAUGGAAACCGCCCAGGUUUAUUCUAUGCAUUAUUAAAUAAUUUACUUUACAAACUAUAUCUCGAAUCCUGGCAUCUCUAUAGACGGCCUUAUUGUUUCCAGGAGCGGUUCUAAAGGAUUUAAGUGGCAAUGGAGGGGGUCCAGCAGAAUAACAGUAAUGGCUCUGAUCAAACUGUUGCCAUCCCCACUACUAUAACUGCCUCUCACAUAUCACAGAUAGCACAGAUGUCUCUGGGUGGGAAUCCAGUGGCUGUGGUUCAGCUGCCCAGCGGUCAGUUCCAGGUUCAAGGUGUGAUUCAGUCAGCGCAGUCAUCGGUUAUCCAGUCUCCACUAGCACAAGCACAGGGCCAAGGAUCUGACAGUGAUGAUUCUCAGGAAUCAAGCGACAGCGGAGCAUCUAACCAGAAGUCAAGAGAGAUCUUGGCUCGGCGUCCAUCCUACAGGAAGAUUCUAAAUGAUCUAUCAGCUGAGGAAGUGGCGACUCAGAAUGAGGGAGAAGAGGAAAGCUCCACCUCCUCUGCCAUAACAAGCGUCUCACUCCCAACUCCGAUCUACCAGACAAGCACUGGCCAAUAUAUUGCGAUUUCAUCCAAUGGCUCUCUGCAGCUGGCCAGUGCUGGUUCAGAGGGUGUGCAAAGCCUGCAGACUCUCACCAUGACCAACUCUAACCCAAGCCAGCCAACUAUCCUGCAAUACGCUCAGACCGCUGACGGACAACAGAUUCUGCUGCCUAGUAACCAAGUGGUGCUCCAAGGUGCAGGGGGAGAAAUGCAAGCUUAUCAGAUCCGCUCUUCUUCCUCCUCGCUGCCUCAGACCGUCGUCAUGACAUCACCCGUUAUCAGCUCUCAGGGCAAAAGCGAUGACCCGCAAAUGAAGAGAGAGAUACGCCUGGCGAAGAACAGGGAGGCAGCCAGAGAGUGUCGCAGAAAGAAAAAGGAGUAUGUGAAGUGUUUGGAGAACCGCGUGGCAGUCCUGGAGAAUCAGAACAAGACUCUUAUCGAGGAGCUCAAGACAUUAAAGGACCUGUACUGCGUUAAAACUGGCUAGUGGGACAUCCAUCCAAUCAUGCUAAUGGGACUUUGCUGGCAGACCUGUCUGCCUAUGUGCUUAUACAAACAAAGACACAGGGACUUUUUUUGGCAUGGGGGAUGCAUUUAAUCCUCAUGUCAAAUGCUUGUUUUUAUACAACUCAUUUUUAACUAAUAGCCUAAGAACGAUUGACCAGAAACAACAGCAACUGUUAUGAUUUUCAGGAUAGAUGGAAAGAGGGAUACGCUUUUCCAUUAACAUUUUUAUUUGCAGUCAUCAGAUGUUUAUAUUUGUGUAUGUAUCUUGUGCAAGCAUUGGCACGUCUACACUGGGAGAUCUCGCUUUAUUCUUGACCCAUUUGGUUUCCAGGGAAUAUUGAAUGUUAAUGUUAUUUGAAGCGCUAGCUGAAUUUUUCUUUAUCCAGAUAGAAGACUGGUAUUUUUACACCUUAUCUCAGAUGCGCUUGUACGUAUGAAAAUUGUGACGCGAUUGUGUUUUUCAUGAAGUCAUGCAGAUGUGUUCUUUGCAUUUUUGCUAUUUUCCCCUUCUUAGGAAGCUCUGGUAUUCUUAUCCCCAUUCCGUAUUUUAUUUCAAUGAGUUUUAGUGAGAUGUUUUCUACAGAGACAGCAGAAUUUAAGGUGAGGACUUUCAGCUUUACUAUUAUGGGUAACAUGAAACAGUGGUAAGCUCAUUUAAGCUUUAUUCUGGAUUGAUAGACUAAUAUUGUAGAAUUCAAACCCAUGUCCUUUCUAGUCCAGGUCUUUGUAAUAUGUCUGAUUGGUCUUUAAGCCAUAUACACACUUAGGUUGGGACCGUUGUUGGUAAUAGGCCUGAGGCUUACCACUGUUUAUAAGCCAAGCUGUUACAAGACAAUCGAAUCAGGGAGUAUACGAUGAAAAAAAAAAAAAACACAAUGUCACUUGUUUUUGCUAAAGUGAAUCUAAAUAAAUAUUUUUCCAGCCUU
Messenger RNA from Onychostoma macrolepis, 2055 nucleotides. RefSeq names its product activating transcription factor 1 (gene atf1). Bases 192 to 1109 code for a protein of 305 amino acids. Gene Ontology annotation, biological process: regulation of transcription by RNA polymerase II. NCBI's taxonomy places the organism in Eukaryota, Metazoa, Chordata, Actinopteri, Cypriniformes, Cyprinidae. The record is from RefSeq and is a predicted model, not a curated record. Gene Ontology annotation, cellular component: ATF4-CREB1 transcription factor complex; nucleus. The transcript has 8 exons. Gene Ontology annotation, molecular function: RNA polymerase II cis-regulatory region sequence-specific DNA binding; DNA-binding transcription factor activity, RNA polymerase II-specific; protein binding.